AUGGCACUGGAAUAUCCUGUACUGGUUGUCACAUGUAGUUGUAAACCUGGCUACACAGGAGAAUUUUGUGGAGAAGAUUACGAUGCCUGCCAAGAUGAUCCAUGCUACCCUGGAGUUGAAUGUACUGAUCUGCCGCCACCUUCUGAGGUAGCUGAGUGUGGACCAUGUCCAACCGGUCUUCGUGGCAAUGGAACAAAAUGUUUUGAUUUUGACGAAUGUUCGGAAGGCCGUGCUGAUGAUGAUUCCAAUACUUUCUGUGAACAAGGAUGCGAAAAUACGCUGUUGAGUUACCUAUGUCGAUGUUAUGAGGGGUAUCGUUUAAAUGAAGACAUGAAAUCAUGUGACGACAUUGACGAAUGUGACCAGGCAGAAGAUAACUGUGACGACAGAGCAGAAUGUAUCAAUACAAUGGGUGGAUUCAACUGUACAUAUAUAAAUGAAUGUGAACGACACUCUGACAACUGUGACACACACGCCACAUGUAAUAACACUGAAGGAUCAUUUAGAUGUAUCUGUGACACUGGUUGGACUGGUAACGGCACUUCGUGUAGUGAUGUAAAAGAAUGCAGUGGUAUUACAUCAAAUGAUUGCCAUCUUCAAUGGGCAACUUGUGAGGAAAUGGAAGGCAGUUAUUCAUGUAUGUGUAAUAAUGGAUUCUUUGGAGAUGGUCGCAAUUGUACAGAUACCAACGAGUGUGAGACUGGAAAUAACGACUGUGCCAAAGAGGGCGCUGUGUGUACCAAUACACUCGGAAGUUACCAUUGUCAGUGUGGAGAGGGAUACAGUGGUAAUGGCAGUGUGUGCACAGAUAUCGAUGAGUGUGAUGAAGACAAAGACAACUGUGAUGUUAAUGCUGAUUGUACAAAUCAACAAGGAUCGUUUCGUUGUAACUGUAGAGAGGGUUAUGCUGGCGAUGGUACAACAUGUACAGAUAUUGAUGAAUGCAGAAUACCUGAUAGAGCUGGUUGUCACCAAGAUGCGACAUGUUUGAAUAGUCAAGGUAGUUUCCUGUGUCAGUGUAAUGCAGGCUAUGGAGGCAAUGGUACACACUGUACUGACAUCAACGAAUGUAAAAUGGACAUAUGUGAACACGAUUGUGAGAAUUUUGAUGGUACAUAUGUAUGUUCAUGUCAGACUGGGUUUGUGCUGCUUGCAGAUGGUAUUCACUGUAACGCAUCCAAUGAGUGUUUGUUUCAAACCGAUAACUGUUCACAAAUAUGCAUAGACCUCGAGCAAACUGUUGAGAAUCCAGAGCCAUACAUGUGUCAAUGUGAAGAAGGUUUUUAUCUUGAUGUUGAUAGCAUAACCUGUGUAGCAAAUAAUACAUGUUCCAAUGGAACACAGUGCAUCAAUGCAACCUGCUACGCCAACAACAAUGGUACUGAGGAAAAGUGCAUGUGCUGGAAAGGAUAUAAACCUGAUAUUAAUAACGAUACUGUUUGUGUUCCAAUUAAUGAAUGUACUACAGAUAUCGAUGCCCAUACUGAAUACUGUGACCAUGGCUGUGUUGACAUAACACCAGGAUAUGAUUGUACUUGUCACUAUGGUUACCUACUGAAUGAUGAUCUUAGGACAUGUUCAGAUUUAGAUGAGUGUGAGACUGGUACUCACAACUGUUCUCAAGAAUCUGAACUAUGUGUAAAUGAAAUUGGUGACUUCCAAUGUAUAUGUAGUGAUGGUUAUUUGAACACAAGUACAGGAUGUAAAGAUAUCAAUGAAUGUAAUAAUAAUGGUACAUGUGAUGACAACGCCAAAUGCACAAACACGAAUGGGUCAUAUAUUUGUGAAUGUACAACUGGCUAUACUGGCGAUGGAGUAUUCUGUGUCGAUGAAAAUGAAUGUAACAAUGAUGAUGGUAUAUGUGGAUUACAUUCAGUUUGUACAAACACGGAUGGGGCGUAUAAUUGUUCAUGUCAAAAAGGAUAUGAAAAAGAAAACGGGAAUUGUACAGAUAUGGACGAAUGUGACAAAGAACAGAUAAUAAUUGUCAUAAGCAACAUGGUGAAUGCGUCAAUACUGAUGGUUCAUAUUUAUGUAUAUGUAUCAAAGGAUAUACUGGAGAUGGCUUCAAUUGCUUUGAUAUUAAUGAGUGUGAACUACCCAAUGACCAUGAUAACGCUGACAAUUGUGAUACAAAUGCAGAUUGCAUCAAUACAAUGGGAAACUUUACAUGUGAAUGCCAUACUGGUUAUCACCUUAAUGGUACUACAUGUGACGAUGACAAUGAAUGUGAUGCUAACAACACAUGCUUGGAUAUUAAUGAAGCAAUAUGCGUCAAUCUUCCUGGAACAUAUAGUUGUGGUUGUGCCAAUGGUUACCGUGGUGAUGGGAUAAUCUACUGUGAUGACAUCGAUGAAUGUAGGGAAACGCCAGACAUAUGUCACAUAGAUGCCAUAUGUAACAAUACAGCAGGGUCCUAUUAUUGUGAAUGCAAGAAGGGUUUCCAUGGUAAUGGUACAGAAUGUCAAGAUGAUGAUGAGUGUACCGAUAAUUCACACAACUGUGCUGUGAAUGCUACCUGUAAAAAUACCCAUGGAUCUUAUGGUUGCCAGUGCUUCCAGGGAUUUACUGGUGAUGGGAAAGAUUGUACGGAUAUAGAUGAAUGCGCACAAAACUUAGAUGAGUGUGCUGAAGAGGCUGAUUGUUUAAACACUAUAGGGUCAUUUGACUGUCAAUGUUUUGAAGGAUAUGAAGGAAAUGGCACUGUGUGUAUUG
Saccoglossus kowalevskii is the source of this 2715-nucleotide messenger RNA. RefSeq lists its product as uncharacterized. The record is from RefSeq and is a predicted model, not a curated record. Gene Ontology annotation, biological process: cell-matrix adhesion. Gene Ontology annotation, molecular function: calcium ion binding. NCBI's taxonomy places the organism in Eukaryota, Metazoa, Hemichordata, Enteropneusta, Harrimaniidae.